UAAUAAGUAUUGUAUCUUCAGAAUUGUAACACUCCCUAAGCUACUAAUAUGGUUUCCCCGUAGCAAGUUCGUCACAUAGCUAUAGAAACUAAUCCCAGAAAACUAGCUAUAUCUUCAGAAUUAUAAUCUCAGAAUUAUAAUCCCAGAAUAAUUUAGUUCCCAUAUCAACCCCUAAAAUAAUAGGUCCAAGAAAAGUUACUUUCUCAUAGCAGUAUUAACAAUUCUCCUUCUUAGCAUAUCAAAUCAUAAAAUGAAAAGGUUUGAAACUUUUUUGAAUACCAUUUACCCCAAACAAGUAUUGGCCAGGAAUAUAAAAGGGUGAAAAUAGCAUUUCUUUUAAAUAGCAUUGGGAAAAGGAAACAAAUCAUUCCAUAACUAGUACUCUGCCAAGUGAUUCAAAAUUUGGCUCCAAUUUGGCCUCUUAAUUGUCCCAAACAACCAUGUCACAUCUCCACUUCAAAUUCUUUUCUAGAAAAAGUAAAAGACAAGUAUUUUAGCCAAACGGCCUAUUUUCUUCAUUCACCACUGUCUCCUUUCUCUACUUUCCUUCAUCACAAACAAACAAAAAAUAUACUCCACAUUUUCUUAAGUGUUGGAGCAGACACUUAUUAACAGAAAUGGCAAUCUCAGCUAUGAAUUCCUCCAAGAAAAGCCCUCUCCUUUCUUCCUCAAAGAAAAGGGUACUAGAAAUCAAGGAAAAACUCCUCAGGAAAAGGGCUUUGGGUCCAAGUAAAACCAACAAGGUGAAAAAUGGAGACACUAAGAAGCUUCGAAUAUGUCCUGAAAAGAAGACAUACAAAACUAGCACUGUGGAUGCAAACUCAUCAGCCAUGCUGCGGGCCGAAGAAGUUCAAGCAAAUUUGCCCUCUCACUUUCCUAGUUUUGUCAAGUAUAUGCUCCAUUCACAUGUCAGUCGUGGAUUUUGGUUGAGUUUCCCAAGAAAAUUUUGUGACUCUUAUUUGCCAAAGAAUGAUGAUACUGUUGUUUUGGUGGACGAAAAUGAAGAAGAAUUUGCUACCAAGUACCUUAUUGAUAAGAACGGAUUAAGUGGGGGUUGGAGAGGUUUUUCCAUUGCUCACAACCUGCUUGAAGGGGAUUUCUUAGUCUUCCAGUUGAUCCAACCCUGCAAAUUUAAGGUAUAUAUAAUAAGAGAAAACAACUUGACAGAAAUUGAUGGUGCUAUUAGUCUUCUAAAUCUGGAUUUUCAUGCUAGACCAAUCAAGUCAGAUCAAAGUGAGGACAUGAAAAUUUGUGAAGCAAAAGAACAAAAGUACUUGGAGCCUCCUGUCCAUCAAGAUGUCAAACAAGAAGAAGCCAUAUUGAUACCCGACUCAGACCAAGGCCCUGCAUCAGAUCAAUGUGGGAGUGAUAGCGAUAAUGGCUCUGAAGUUUUAAGCAUUAGAUUUUCAGAAUCGAGACUUGAAUUCAAAGAUGUGAAGGACUUCUCUGGUUUCAACAUUCUUGUGGAUGGAUUGAUCAUAGAUGCUGAGAUUCCAGCACACAUUCGGACCAAAUACUACUAUCUUUGCUGCACUCAGAAGUCAUUUCUCCAUGAGCAUUUACUUGGUGGACUAAAUUGCAAGCUAGCUGCCGGAAUGAUCACUGAGACUGUGAAUAUUGCUGAUGCCAUUAGAGCUUCCAAGAUUUCGAUCCCUCGUGAUUUUCUUGAGACUUGGGACAAUACAUUGAAAGGGUUCGAGUGUUUAGGCAUGGAAGUUGGAUUUUUACGUGCAAGGCUUGGUAAGCUUAUUAACAUGUCAUGUGAAUCAGAUAGCAUUCUUCUGUCAAAGAGAGUUGAACUAGCUGAAGCAAAAGAGGAAAUGAGGAAUCUUGAAGAAAAGGUUUUGAAAGUGAAACAAGUGAUACAGAAGUUAGACUCUGAAAUUGAGGCUUUAACAUUAAAAGACACGAGUUUUGAGCUCAAAUUCAAGGCACUGGCAGCUGCUCCAUGGUAAAGAUUUCCUUCUGAAAAAUGUCCUGAUUAAUAUUAGCAUAUAGUUAGUUUGGCAAGAAGCCAUUUUUAGGUUCCUAGGAGGAACAUUUAACUAUUCUUAAAAGAUGGUUCUUUGCUAGUUUUUGUGGGGUUACACGGUCCAUCAUAUCGCUUUUAUAGUGUAACUGGUGAUUUUUUUGUAAAUUGCUGACAAGCUUACUGUUUCAUGUCACACGAGUUUGGACUCGCUUUGUAGCACCCCGAAAAAUU
Molecule: messenger RNA, 2203 nt
Organism: Nicotiana tabacum (common tobacco)
Lineage: Eukaryota; Viridiplantae; Streptophyta; Magnoliopsida; Solanales; Solanaceae
Product: B3 domain-containing protein Os01g0234100-like
Molecular function (GO): DNA binding
Source: RefSeq, a predicted model, not a curated record